CCAACCUCUCUGCAGCCACGAAAAGCAAAACCAGUGAAGACAUCGCACAGUCAUCCAAGUAUAGCCCUGCCUACUCCCCAGACCCGUACUACCACUCCGAGUCGGAGUACUGGUCCUUCCAAGGCUCUCCCAAAGCCCCCCGGGCCCGGAGGUUCUCAUCGGGAGGCGAGGAGGAUGGGUAUGACCGGGGCAUGCACAAGAUCCAGAGCGGCAUCGGCAGGCUGAUCCUCCGGGAGGAGAUGAAGGCUCGGUCCAACUCCUACGCAGACCCCUGGACGCCGCCUCGCAGCUCAGCCAGCAGCAGAGAAGCCCUGCACACGGCUGGCUACGAGGGCUCCCUCAACGGCUCUCCCCGGACACACUACCUGGCAGACAGCGAUCCCCUCAUUUCGAAGUCGGCCUCCCUUCCUGCCUACAGGAGGAAUGGGCUGCACAGGCCUCCCAGUGCCGAGCUUUUCCACUAUGACAGCACGAACGCCGUCAACUGGGGGAUGCGAGAGUACAAGAUAUACCCCUAUGAGCUGCUCCUGGUGAAGACGAGGGGGAGGAACCAGCUGCCCAAAGAUGUGGACAGGACUCGGUUAGAGCGUCACCUCUCCCAGGAGGAAUUCUACCAGAUCUUCGGCAUGACCAUCGCCGAGUUCGACCGCCUGGCCCUGUGGAAGAGGAACGAGCUGAAGAAGCAGGCCCGGCUGUUUUAAAUGCAGUGCACUAUAAAUAUAUACAUACCUAUAAAUAUAUACAUAGAAAGA
Phaethon lepturus (White-tailed tropicbird) is the source of this 752-nucleotide messenger RNA. Its product is annotated as actin-binding LIM protein 3-like. The transcript has 9 exons. NCBI's taxonomy places the organism in Eukaryota, Metazoa, Chordata, Aves, Phaethontiformes, Phaethontidae. The record is from RefSeq and is a predicted model, not a curated record. Gene Ontology annotation, molecular function: actin filament binding. The annotation marks the transcript as partial. Gene Ontology annotation, biological process: cilium assembly; lamellipodium assembly; cytoskeleton organization. Gene Ontology annotation, cellular component: actin cytoskeleton; stress fiber.